AUGAGCUUGGACAAGGAGAUGGUCUCGCAGGAGGUUGGCAUCGAUGCGACCGCCCAGGAUGACUGGGAUAUGCAGCGCUUGGGCAAGACCCAACAACUCAAGAGAAAUUUCCGUUUCUACUCGAUCUUGGGUUUCACCACAACCUUGAUGGCCACAUGGGAGUCAAUUUUGCUUACAAGUACUUAUGGUCUGACUGACGGCGGUCGAGCCGGCAUGGUCUAUGUCUACAUCGGCUCGUUCGUGGGCUUCUUUUCCGCCGUGAUCUCCAUGGCGGAGAUCUCGUCCAUCUCCCCAACAUCCGGCGGACAGUACCACUGGGUUAGUGAAUUUUCCUGGCCACGGUACCAACGCUUCUUGAGUUAUCUCACCGGAUGGCUGUCGGUGCUGGGCUGGCAAGCCGCCUUUGCCAGUAUCUGCUACCUGGUCGGUACCUUGAUCCAGGGACUCUUGGUCUUCAACUACUCAGACCCCUCCGGCUGGGUGUACGGCUAUGAACGCUGGCACGGCACCCUCCUUACCAUCGCUAUCGCUGCUGUCGGAACCGUGGUAAACACCUGGGGCUACAGGAUUCUGCCUCCUAUGGAGGGUCUUAUCCUCGCCAUUCACAUUUUUGGAUUCGUUGCCGUCAUUGUUCCCAUGUGGGUGAUGUCCCCCGGGAAGGCAACUGGGCAGGAGGUUUGGAAGGAGUUCACCAACUCAGGCGAAUGGCCGACCAUGGGUCUGGCUUGUCUGGUGGGCCAGCUGACCCCAAUCUUCUCCUGGACAGGUCCGGAUGCCGCAACACAUAUGGCCGAGGAGAUCCAAAACGCGGCCUUGGUCGUGCCGUGGUGUAUGGUUUCAACCGCAUUGAUCAACGGAGCACUUGGAUUUGUGAUGCUCAUCACUUUGUUGUAUAAGAUGGGCCCAUUGGCCGACGUCCUGGCCCCGGCAAGCGGCUUCUCCUUCCUCCCCGCCGUGAACCAUGCGACUGGAUCGGUCGCUGCUACCAACGGAGUGGCUGCGAUCAUUCUGGUCAUGGAGACCUGCAGUGCUAUCGGUAUUCUUGCCACCGUCUCUCGCCAAACCUUUGCCUUUGCUCGUGAUGAUGCUCUCCCCUUCUCGAAGCAAUUGGCUCAUGUGAAUCGCUCAACUCAAAUUCCCGUCUGCUCAGUGCUGGUAUCAACCAUCAUUACCGUGCUGCUGAGUUUGAUCAACAUUGGAUCUACUGCGGCCUUCAACGCUGUCGCAUCCGUCAUGAUUGCUGCUCUUUUCACCACCUACAUUUUGCCAAUCGCAGCUAUCAUUCGCACUCGCUUCCAACCAGGCGGAAUCCCCCCGUCGCGCUUCUCACUUGGUGCCCUGGGCUUGCCCAUUAACGUGUUUUCUCUUCUUUGGCUGUGCUUUGCUAUCAUCUUCACCUUCUUCCCGACCGCAAACCACCCGACCCCCGUGGACAUGAACUGGUCUAUUCUCGUGUUUGGAGCGGUCGUCAUUUUCUCUAUCAUUUUGUACAUCUUCCAUGGCCGCCAUGUAUACCGGUCUCCCGUGACCCAGGUCCGCAAGGUUGAGUAA
This is a messenger RNA of Penicillium brevicompactum, 1551 nucleotides long. RefSeq lists its product as uncharacterized. Lineage: Eukaryota; Fungi; Ascomycota; Eurotiomycetes; Eurotiales; Aspergillaceae. The record is from RefSeq and is a predicted model, not a curated record. The coding region runs from base 1 to 1551 and encodes 516 amino acids. Gene Ontology annotation, molecular function: transmembrane transporter activity. Gene Ontology annotation, biological process: transmembrane transport. The transcript has 6 exons. Gene Ontology annotation, cellular component: membrane.